Messenger RNA from Helianthus annuus (common sunflower), 2644 nucleotides. RefSeq names its product zinc finger CCCH domain-containing protein 24. Gene Ontology annotation, molecular function: RNA methyltransferase activity; metal ion binding; RNA binding. The record is from RefSeq and is a predicted model, not a curated record. Gene Ontology annotation, biological process: RNA processing. Bases 74 to 2500 code for a protein of 808 amino acids. The transcript has 14 exons. Lineage: Eukaryota; Viridiplantae; Streptophyta; Magnoliopsida; Asterales; Asteraceae.
UUUCAGCAACCUCUGAAAACCAUUUCUAACUUCUGAACAUAGAACCCACCCUAAACCCUAAACCGUUACGAUAAUGACAACCGAAACCCUAAACACUCCGGCGUCUGAAUCGCCAUCCAAUGGCACCGGCGAACCGAAUCCGCCGGAAAACUCCGCAACCGUUUCUCCAUCAUCUCCAGAUACCAAACCACCAGCCGAUGACGAACACGGAGAGAAACGAAUACCUACCGAAACCCUAGAUACUCCGGCGUCUGAAUCAACAUCGAACGGCACCGGUACCGGCGAGUCAAAUCCGCCGGAAAACUCCGCAACCGUCGGCCAUCAAUCUCCCGAUACAAAACCACCAGUCGAUGACGAACACGGAGAGAAACGAAAACGAACGGAAACCGAAGAAGAAACCGUUUCCGUUCAUCCGUUAUGGAAAACGAGUCUCUGUUCGUACUUCCGGCGAACCGGCGCCGCGUGUAGCCACGGCGAAACAUGCCGGUAUGCUCACGGCGAAGCGGAGCUCCGGAUCCGACCGGACAACACUUGGGAUCCGACUUCUGAGAAGGCGAAGAAGAUGAAGAAGAUGAAGGUGGAUACAGAAGGUGGAACAGAAGCUUCUGGAGAUAGAGAUGAUGGAGUUAUGAUAAAGGAUUCAAUAUCGGAUGAAGAAUGUUCUGAAUCUGCGCUUGAUAAGUGUUUUGUGAAUCUUCCGAUGAAGUGGAGUGCUGAUAAUUUAAAGAAGUUUCUUAUUGAUCAGGGAGUUGAAUACAAGUCAGCAAAGACAAGGAAAGGGAUGGUUGUAGGGUUUGUAAGCUUUGAAACAGUAGAGCAAGUGAAAGCUGCAACUGAGAAGCUUCAGGGCAAACCGAUUGGGAAUAAAAACUUAAAGAUAGUGGACGCAACUCCCAGAUCAUUUGAAAGAAAGGUGAAACCAUCAUCGGAACCAGACAAUAAGGCUGAAGAUGGAGGGUUGGUAAAUGACGAUUCUACCCCUGGAAGUUUGGUAGCGAAGGGUAGAAGUGCCCGGGAUGCUGUAACUCCACUUGCCCAUAUGUCUUAUGCAGAUCAGCUGGAGCACAAGAAGAAGAAUAUCAUGCAAAUUUUGAAAAAACUUGCUCGAAAUGGUCGCAAAGCCUGUCCUGAUGGUGUUGCACUACCAGACUGGAUAGUUAAGUCGAGGGAAAUAGCUGGUCUUGCUUGCAAACUAGAGGGUAUAAUUGAAUCACCACUUGUAAACGGAUACCGCAACAAAUGUGAAUUUUCGGUUGGAUAUUCUCAACAGGGCAAACCUACAGUCGGUUUUUUGCUUGGGAACUUCAGGGAGGGCGUGACAGCUGUUGAGGAACCUUCAGAUUGCCCCAAUGUUUCUAGAAUCAGUUGCAAGUAUGCUGAAAUCUUCCAGAAUUUUCUACAAAAUUCAACUUUUCCUAUAUGGAAUAGAAUGACUAAUACUGGAUUUUGGCGUCAACUAACAGUCCGAGAAGGAAGGAGACAGGGUGAAUCAAACAUUGCAGAAGCCUUGCUUAUGGUUCAGAUUUCAUCAGCAGGAUUUGAUAAUGAAGCUGUUAAUGUUGAACUCGAGAAAAUGGCUGAAGCUUUUGUGGCGGGAGCUUCCACAGAGUCACCAUCUUUGCCUCUUACGGUACUUGCUGUUCAGGAUCAUCAAGGGGUAUCCAAUGUAGCACCAGCUGAUGCCCCGUUGCGGACCCUACCCCUUGUUAAAUCUGAAGCUGCUCCAGAAGCAAGGAUUCAAGAUUAUAUUAAUAAUCUUGGGUUUUGCAUAUCUCCAACAGCCUUUUUUCAAGUGAACACCCUUGCAGCUGAAAAGUUGUAUGCACUUGCCGGAGAUUGGGCUUGUUUGGGACCUAAUACCUUGCUUUUUGACGUAUGUUGUGGGACUGGAACAAUUGGUCUUACUUUAGCUAACCGUGUUGGAAUGGUUGUUGGAAUCGAAAUGAAUGCUUCUGCAGUAGCUGAUGCAAAUAGGAAUGCUGAAAUAAACGGUAUAAACAAUUGUAGGUUUGUCUGUUCAAAGGCAGAGGAUGUGAUGGGAUCUCUACUAAAAGAGUAUUUGAUAAAAGAACCAGAUGGCGAUAUUGGUAAUAAAGAAGCAACUAGUGCCCCUGAAGAGAAAUCACUAGAUGCUGAAGAUAGUAAGACGCAUUGUUUUGAUAACGUUGUUGCCAUUGUGGACCCGCCCCGUGUUGGACUUCAUCCCACUGUGAUUAAAGCUCUCAGAACUCAUUCGGGUUUAAAGAGGCUCGUUUAUAUUUCAUGUAAUCCCGAGAGCUUAAUGGCAAACGCUAUUGAGCUUUGCGCUCCGUCUGCUGAUAAAACUGAAAAAGGAAAUAACAAUAACAGAGGAUGGAGAAAUAUGAGUAGUGCUAGCUUGGCCCGCCAGAGAGCCAAAUCUAUGCCCGCUUCUGACCCGUUUCAGCCCGUUAAAGCGAUGGCGGUUGAUCUUUUUCCCCACACCGCACAUUGCGAAUUAGUAAUGCUUCUUGAGAGGUGAUACAAAUAUUUAUUCAACAUCUCACAUGAGCCAGAAAGAAAGCCUUAUGUCUGUUAUUCACAUUGUCAACAACUUGAAUAUGUAACAAUUAAAAUUUUGUAUUCUAGAAAGAAUGAGAACUCGUAUUUAUAUUUUUGUUUCACA